ACAGUUUGGAGCGAUUCUGACGUGGUCCAAAAAACGGCCUUAUUGACACCCCUCCUUUGAAGAAAAUUCAUCACAACAGGCCACAUAGAUACAGACGAUGAAUGAAACACUUGAACUCCGUCAGAACUGAUCUGCAGCGUGAUAUCAUCAAAGCAUAUUUGUCGCUGUUUACAAAAUCGCGCAACUGCUGUUUUAAAGAUGAUGUAAUUAAACGCGGGACGAUAGUGAAAGUUCGAUGGCCAAAAGACUGUGAUGUGGGCCCUGUAGCAACAACAAUGAAAAAAAAAUUGGCCAAUUGUCAAUGGGAGGUGGUUGCAACAAAAUUACGGGCAUAUGGAGGAUGGAUUAAAAUGUGUGAGAUCAGAGACAAUUUAGAAAAGUAUGGUAUCACUGAACUUGACAGAAGUAAUAGAAAACAGUUCACGAGUAAAAAUAACCAUACAGAAUGUGAUAGUAAUGAUGAAUCAGGAGUAAAAGAAACAAAAAAGGAUGCGAAACAAAAGAAAUGUAUUCUAAAUGUAAAAAAAGGAAAAGAACUUUUAAAACAAUACAAACACAAAAAGCAGAAAUAUUCGUCACAGAAUAAAUCGAUAGAUAUCAGCGACGACGAAUCUGGUGAAGAAAACGAAAAAUCUCUCAUUCAUAAACAAUCAAAGUCACAAUCAAGAGACACGGUAGUGUCUCGCGACCAGUUAAGGGCGUAG
Messenger RNA from Nylanderia fulva, 704 nucleotides. The record is from RefSeq and is a predicted model, not a curated record. NCBI's taxonomy places the organism in Eukaryota, Metazoa, Arthropoda, Insecta, Hymenoptera, Formicidae.